This is a messenger RNA of Harpegnathos saltator (Jerdon's jumping ant), 683 nucleotides long. RefSeq lists its product as uncharacterized. Lineage: Eukaryota; Metazoa; Arthropoda; Insecta; Hymenoptera; Formicidae. The transcript is spliced from 4 exons. Bases 63 to 530 code for a protein of 155 amino acids. The record is from RefSeq and is a predicted model, not a curated record.
CACCCACUUCAAUAAUGCAUUAAGCGAAUAAGGAGAUAAAUCAAAAUGAAGACUUUAGGGAAAUGACUUUACCACAAGUGACCAGCCAGAGAUUGUUUUCUCAGAAUAUAUCUAAGAUUUCCAGGAACAACAUAUCUGCAUUGGAACUUAAACGGCCAUGGACGCCUUCGCCGUUGCAGCAUCAGUCGCAGCUACCGGAUUCAGCGAUUAAACAAGUCGAUAACUUCAUACCCGCUCCGACACCUAUCCCUGACACGAAACCUGCACUAGUAUUAACAUCUCCACCGUCAGAGGAAUCGAUUGCUUUAACACAGCGAUCAACUAUUUCACCAUUACAGCGAUUAUCUGCUUCACCACAGCGAUCAACUGCUUCAUCAUCACCACAGCGAUCAACUGCUUCAACAUCAGAGCAAUCAGAUUUAGAUUAUGCAAUAUUAAAUCCUCCGUCUGCUUGUUUUAUAAGAAACCAGGGAAGAAACGAAAGAUCGAUCCGAUGGAAAGUGCGUUCUCCCAAAUUAAUACUACUCUAAGUAUGAUGGCAAUGCAGAUAUGUUCCAAUAACAAUCGGACAUCGGACAACAACGAUCCCGAUAUCCUCAUUGGAAAGCUGGUCACCGCAGAAUUAAAAAAGACUCCUGAACCAAGGAAAAAUAUUUUGAGAAAAAAUUUAUGAACAUUUUGUA